Messenger RNA from Truncatella angustata, 1620 nucleotides. RefSeq lists its product as uncharacterized. The transcript is spliced from 2 exons. The record is from RefSeq and is a predicted model, not a curated record. The coding region runs from base 1 to 1620 and encodes 539 amino acids. NCBI's taxonomy places the organism in Eukaryota, Fungi, Ascomycota, Sordariomycetes, Amphisphaeriales, Sporocadaceae.
AUGGCGUACAGAUCAUCAACCAGCGAUUUGUCCCGCGGAGGCGGAGGCGGAGGCGGUGAUAGGUGGGACCGUGAUCGCUUCGCCUACGAGAGGGACCGUGAUAGGUAUGGCGACGAGAGAGAGCGCUUCGAGGAGCGCGAUCGCUUUGUCAGCCGUGGGCCCAGCACCCGGACACACGAGACAUCUGUGGACGACAGAUAUGAACGUCACACGUCACGGCCGUAUGACGAUGACUAUGUUCGUGACAGACGAAACCACGACGAUGACAUCCGACCUCGUCGAUCUCCACCACCUGAGUUGAAACGAGAGGCCUUCUACGAGAGGGAGAGAGAAUAUCGCAGCCCAUCACCGGUCCGAAGGCCCACUACUCUUUUGCGCCGCCAGUCAUCCUUGGAUACUUUCGAUAGGCGACCAGCACCCAAGUUUUACGAGAGGGAGGAAUAUGGCCCCCCUGCCCGCCGCGCGGAUUACCGCCCCGAACGCGAGUACCGUCCUGAACCUUAUCAGCCCAUUCCGCUUCCCCGCUCAAGGGCAUUACCUCCUCCUAGGGUUUAUGCUGAGCGUGAUACCGAAGAAAUCAGGGUCGCUGAGCCCGAUCGAUUUGGCGAUGAUGAAUUCCACGCAUACCCGGAGCGCAUUCGCGAAAGAGAAGUCACUCGCACGCGGCGGCGCAGAGACCGGAGUGGCUCAAGAUCGAGCCGCACCAGCCGUGCACACACGCACCGUAGCAGUCAUCGAAGCGUUACUUCUAGGUCAUCGUCCACAAGCAGCUCCAGCAGUAGCGGUGGAACUACAGUGACCGUGAAGAGCGAAUAUCCCAAAAAGGGCAAGACUAGGAUUCCUGCCAGACUCGUAUCGCAGCGUGCACUUAUCGACCUAGGAUAUCCUUAUGAAGAAGAGGGUAAUACUAUUAUCGUUCAGAAGGCGUUGGGCCAGGAGAAUAUUGAUGAUCUCCUGAAGUUGAGCGAGGACUACAAAAAGUCCGAGCUCGACGUACUUGCAGCGCGGUCUGAAGCUGGUAACCUUGUUGAGGAGCGUCGCACUGAGAUUUUUGUUGCUCCGCCUGCACCUCCUCCAGCACCAGUUGUAGUGGCUGCACCUCCUCCACCAGCACCCGCGCCCGUUUAUAUACCUGCAACGCCGGCACCAGCACCAGCACCGGUCGUUGUAACUGCACCUCCGCCUCCUCCGCAGCCAGCUCCAGUUGAGUACUUCGAGGAGAGAAGGGUGGUGCGCGAAGUUUCACCAGUUCGCAGCCACCGUAGCUAUUCAACCUCAGCAACCUCUCUAUCCUCUCGAACGCCAUACGUAUAUGAUGCUGCUCCCCCAGCAGAAUACGGACCCAUGGCUAUUGUCAGUGACAGAAGAAACGAAAGGGAUAUCAAGGCUGAGAUCGCUCGGUUGGAAGCUGAACGAGAGCUUAUGCGACGUGACAGACACCGCCAUCACCACCACAGUCACAGCCCUGGCGGUGAGCUCGUGAGAGCUGAGCGUCUGAGCACGGGAGAGCUUGUAUUAUACGAAGAGACGGUAGAGAAGAUUGAGGAGCCGCGACGCGGGGUGCGUAUUGAAAAGGACAAAAAAGGUAGGAUGUCCAUCAGCGUACCAAAGCGCCGUUAG